Molecule: messenger RNA, 2322 nt
Organism: Aaosphaeria arxii CBS 175.79
Lineage: Eukaryota; Fungi; Ascomycota; Dothideomycetes; Pleosporales
Exons: 3
Coding region: 196-2169 (657 amino acids)
Biological process (GO): nucleoside transmembrane transport
Cellular component (GO): membrane
Molecular function (GO): symporter activity; nucleoside transmembrane transporter activity
Source: RefSeq, a predicted model, not a curated record
GUUGAUGCUGGUACUGGACUGGGACUGGACUGGAACUGGCACACGACUUGGGCUCGGUCUUUCGUCCUUUGGCCGUAGCGUGAAUUCCCACUUGCAAAAUAUAACUGUCCGUUGCGACCGCGCUGGUGGGCUGUAACAAUUCCUCGACUUCGUUCCAACCCACCUAGGGAAUUGUCCUCGUGUCAAUCUUCAACAAUGGCCGACUCAGUGACGCGUGAGCAGCAUAACAGCUCUCCAAUGCCCGGUGUCGCUCGCAACCCGGACCCUGCCUUGGAUAUCUCCAAGGAGCACCACCACGAGCAUCUGCACCACGGUCCCGGUGCCGAGAAGGGUCAUAUUCACGAUCAUGACCAUGUGGCAUACACUGUCGGCACCACACACAACGAGCCACCAGUGAUCCCUCCUGCGGAUCCAAAUGACGGCUCGCUCCACCGUCGCCAUCAACCCGUCCACGACAUCGAGAAGACGGGCGGCCUCGAGUAUGAAGAGAAGUCCAGCUUCAACAAGACCAACUCUCCGUCCGAGGGAGAAGAGUCGGACCCCAAAAGCCACCGCUUCCGUAGAUACUACAUGAAGUUCAGGCUGCCUAUCCACCUCUUGAUCGCAGCUUUGUUCACCGGUUGGUGGAUUGCCAGUCUCGUGCUGCACCGUCACAACAAGAACUGGGUCAUUCCAUUCUUGUUCUGGCUAUGCAUAAUGCUCCGAAUUAUCUUCCUCCACGUCCCCAUCACCAUUGUCACCAAGCCAAUGCACUUUGUGUGGAACAACACUGGAGUCAGGGUCGUGAGCAUGAUUCCAGAAAAGAUGCGCAUCCCGUUGGGUGCCGCCGUCGCCAUUGCUACCAUCAUCGUCGGCUCCUUUGCUAGCGAGGAAAGCCGUGACAACACUCGUGUGAACCGUGUCGUCAGUUUGUCGGGUUUACUUAUCCUGUUGGCUGGCUUUUACGCCUCCUCAAGGAACCGCAAGAUGAUCAACUGGCACACUGUGAUCAUGGGCAUGUUGAUGCAAUUCAUCAUUGCUCUCUUCGUCUUGAGGACCAAGGCUGGUUACGAUAUCUUCGAGUUCAUUUCCACCCUUGCCCGCAGCUUGCUCGGAUUCGCCAACGAGGGUGUGAUUUUCUUGACCGAUGAUAAGGUUCCCCAGCUACCCUGGUUCUUCACCGGUGUCAUUCCCGCCAUCAUUUUCUUCGUCGCAUUCGUGCAGCUCUUGUACUACUGGGGACUCCUCCAGUGGUUCAUUGGUAAAUUUGCCGUCUUCUUCUUCUGGGCUAUGCGCGUUUCCGGUGCCGAGGCUGUUGUCGCUUCUGCCUCUCCAUUCAUUGGACAGGGAGAAUCUGCUAUGUUGAUCAGGCCUUUUGUCGCACAUUUGACCAAAGCCGAACUUCAUCAAGUCAUGACUUCCGGUUUCGCUACCAUCGCUGGUAGUGUUUUGGUCGCUUAUAUUCACAUGGGAGUUAACGCUCAGGCCCUUAUCUCGUCUUGUGUCAUGAGUAUCCCGGCCUCUCUCGCUAUCAGUAAAUUGCGCUACCCUGAGGAGGAAGAAUCACUCACCGCCGGUCGCGUCGUUAUCCCAGACGAUGAUGAGCACAAGGCUGCAAACGGUCUCCAUGCUUUUGCCAACGGCGCUUGGCUUGGAUUGAAGAUCGCUGGUAUGAUUGUAACCACCCUCCUCUGUAUCAUUGCGCUUCUCGGUCUUGUCGACGGUCUGUUGACCUGGUGGGGACGCUACAUCAACUUGGACGGUGACUACGACCUCACUCUCGAGCUCAUUGUCGGAUACGUCUGCUACCCAAUCGCCGCCUUGCUCGGUGUUUCUCGCGAAGGCAACGAUCUCCUCUUGGUUGGUCGUUUGAUCGGUAUGAAGGUGAUGAUCAACGAGUUCUACGCCUACAACAACCUUCAGAGCACAAAGGAGGAUUCUCCUUACAAGGAUCUUUCUCCUCGCUCCCGUUUGAUCGCAACCUACGCUCUUUGCGGUUUCGGAAACAUCGGCAGUCUUGGAACCCAGAUCGGUGUGCUCAGCCAAAUCAGCCCUGGCCGUAGCGGUGACGUUUCUCGUCUUGCCAUCAGUGCUUUGGUCUCUGGUGUUUUCUCCACUCUGUCCAGUGCUGCUAUCGCCGGUCUCCUUGUCACUGACCAGGCUGCUUUCUUGAACCCCAACCCUUCAUAGGCGUCGAGCUCAAGCUCUCAUCUGCUGAGGAGAACACUCCCGAUAUGUCAGCAAUGAUUUCCAAAACCCUAUCCGCUUUAUAGUCUAAACAUACCCCAAUAAUGAAAUAGGAUCUGACAUGAUCCUACAUAUUUUCCGGCAGCUUAUGCCGAA